Aspergillus welwitschiae is the source of this 278-nucleotide messenger RNA. RefSeq lists its product as uncharacterized. The transcript has 2 exons. Lineage: Eukaryota; Fungi; Ascomycota; Eurotiomycetes; Eurotiales; Aspergillaceae. Bases 69 to 251 code for a protein of 60 amino acids. The record is from RefSeq and is a predicted model, not a curated record.
UGGAUGAAUUGCAGAGUGGAUCCCGCAUACUCUAUCCUCGUGCCGACGUCCACGGACCUCGACUGUCGAUGGUUUGCAGCAAUAUUCAAGCACAAUCAUGCAGCAUUCAGGGAUAUGGACAUGGAUUUUUGAAUCAAAGUGUUAUUAGGGAGCGCGUUUCUGGGCAGAUAACACGGACCUCUCGUGCUUUCAGAGGCGGAAGACUAUUCGGUGGUUGGACGCAUGGGCACUAUCGGCACCGUCAGAUAUAGUUACUACCUGAAUAUCUACUAGCUAGC